This is a messenger RNA of Brassica napus (rape), 996 nucleotides long. RefSeq names its product protein FAR1-RELATED SEQUENCE 5-like. The transcript has a single exon. The record is from RefSeq and is a predicted model, not a curated record. Bases 1 to 996 code for a protein of 331 amino acids. Lineage: Eukaryota; Viridiplantae; Streptophyta; Magnoliopsida; Brassicales; Brassicaceae.
AUGCAAGUUCUAGUUCAGAGGGGUGCACAUAAGAAUGGUUUGGAGUUUGAAACAUUUAAGUCCGAUACUGUGAUAUUUGUGGCAAAAUGUCGAGGAGCCAAAGAAGGUUGCAAGUGGUAUUUGCGUGUAGCAAAGCUUAAGAAUUCAGAUCUUUGGACGGUUAGAACUUGCAACAAGUUUCAUACAUGCUCAGUAGUGACUACAAGUACCCUUAGAAAUAGAAGGAGAGGCACACCACAGGUUGUCGCAUCUGUUUUGAGUGAAGAAUAUCCCGGUAGAUAUGACCCACCAACACCAAAUGAUCUGAUCAGUAUGGUUACCCACAAUGUUGGUGUUGAUGUGUCAUAUGCCACAACAUGGAGAGGAAAAAGGAUGGCUGCUAGUGAAGUCCAAGGUACUCCGGAAGAGAGUUUUUCUAUGAUACACUCCUAUAUGUACAUGCUUAAGUUGAAGAAUCCUGACUCAGUAAGUUAUGUUGAAGUGGAUGCGGCGAAAAGAUUUAAGUAUCUAUUUUUCGCAUUUGGAGCUUCCAUAGAAGGGUUCACAGCGAUGAGGAAAGUUAUCAUUGUGGAUGGAACACAUCUUAAGCAUGUUUAUGGUGGAGUUCUGCUUGUUGCGAUGGCUCAAGAUCCUGAUCGUCACCACUACCCUAUCGCAUUUGGUGUAGUUGAUGGUGAGAAAGACGAAAUUUGGACGUGGUUUAUGAAUAAAUUGAGGUCGAUGAUCUCAGAUGAAGGCGAAUUGGUGUUUCUUUCGGAUAGAAAUGAAAGCUUGAUCAAGUCAAUACGUGAGGUGUUCCCAAUGGCUGCACAUGGGUAUUGUAUCUGGCAUCUGUCUCAAAAUGUCAAAGGACAUGUUUUCAACAACAGAGACGCUUGCACAAGUAAGUUUACAGAGUGUGCACAUGCUUAUACAGUGGCUGAAUUCGAUGAUCUCUAUGAUGCCUUUUCCAGAAGGUAUCCUUCUGCUGCGGUGUAUCUGGAGAAAAGUGUUUAA